AUGAACUCAAUUCCAGAUGCAGUGGACUCCAACCUUGUCCACGCCCUCUCGUACCAACCGGGAGUGUUCCGAGCCGGUCAGGUCAACGACCAGCGCUCGCAACCACAACAGAACGAGGAUCCCAAGCUGUCCGGGCAGGUGAAUCCGGGGCCCGGAAUGCAUGGUAAUGCUGGAUCAUCAAAUUCGCAGGCGGGGGGGGCUUCUGGUCCAGGAAAUGGGUCCGGAACCCCAGAAACAGCUAAGGAGGAUGCGCAGAAUGCUCUCGUUGCUGUUUCGCGGUACACGAAUAGCAACAAGUUUGGCGCAAAGAAGAAGUCGUGGGUCUGGAACUGGUUUGUUCAGGACGACCUUGAUCUCAACGUUGCCAUAUGUGACCAAUGCGGCAAGUGUAUCCGUCGUUUGGCCAGUGACAAGGGUUCCCCCAAGAAACUAAGCGAGCACCUGCGUACCCACCGGAUCGACAGGGAAACCGUGAACCCGAACCGCGAGUCGAUGAUGUCUGUUGAGGCCAAUGUUAGUGGUUCUAGUAUGGCAUACAGUCCUCAGGUUCCUCUUAGACGGAAUUUGACCCAGGGCGGAUACGCCUCUUUGCCGCGCCACAUCUUGAACGAAUUCGAGAUUGCGCCGUACACUCAGGUGAAAUUUCACAAGGAGCUCAUGAAGUUUCUGGCCGAGAACAAGCUCCCUAUCACCGUGGUGAAAUCGGCCACUUUCAGGCAAAUUGUUUUCACUCUUCGCCCAGAAUCCAUUCCAGACUUAGAUGAUCUGGACAAUAUUUAUGCCUCUUUCAUUGAGGUAUUCAAGAACGCCGGGACGAGGCCAGCCGAGGAGUGGCUAUGA
This is a messenger RNA of Kuraishia capsulata CBS 1993, 840 nucleotides long. RefSeq lists its product as uncharacterized. The transcript has a single exon. Gene Ontology annotation, molecular function: DNA binding. NCBI's taxonomy places the organism in Eukaryota, Fungi, Ascomycota, Pichiomycetes, Pichiales, Pichiaceae. The record is from RefSeq and is a predicted model, not a curated record. The coding region runs from base 1 to 840 and encodes 279 amino acids.